CCUUUUCUCUACUCGCGUUAUGUCUCAACGCAAAUCCCGUACCUCGUUGCCCCGCAUCUGUCAAUUUAAUGGACAAACUUGGCAACAACAUUACAUUCACUCAAUCUGAUGAAUCUGGUAAAACUAUUGUCACGUUUUCUGGAGAAUUUAAGAAGGGCAUCGACAAAAAUGAUCCAAAAAAUUACUAUAUAAAAAUUAUGACGCCAUUCCCACUACAAUACUCCUUUGAAACGUUGAAAAUACAAAUUAAUAUACCUGCUACCUCUGCUUUUUCGUAUUCUUCCAGUGGAAGUUUAAGAAAUUCUUACAUCGGCAGAAUUCUCAAGGUUCUUUACAACAAGGAUAUUAUCGGUGAGGGAAAAAUUGAAAGUUCCUCUUGUUAG
This is a messenger RNA of Acaulospora colombiana, 383 nucleotides long. The record is from the annotation of a GenBank genome assembly. Lineage: Eukaryota; Fungi; Glomeromycota; Glomeromycetes; Diversisporales; Acaulosporaceae.